Molecule: messenger RNA, 219 nt
Organism: Trichobilharzia regenti
Lineage: Eukaryota; Metazoa; Platyhelminthes; Trematoda; Strigeidida; Schistosomatidae
Source: the annotation of a GenBank genome assembly
AUGGUGAUUAAGAUAACUCUUCCAGAUACACAACUGUCUAGUAUCAAUCUGGAUGUGAAAGAGACAUUUCUCGAUCUCAGAGCGCCAAAGUAUAAACUUGGAUUGUACUUGCCAAAUCCUGUAGAUCCAGAUUCCAGUAAAGCAGAAUGGAAUGAAGAUAAAGAAAUAUUAGAAGUAACUUUAAGAAAUAAAAGGGAAUAUGAUUUUAUGAAUGAAUAA